AUGAAUCCAUCUCCACGACGUAAUCAAGAUGAGAAAAUACCAGAAGAUAAUUCACAUAAAAUUUCACGUAUCUUUCAUUGGUCUUGUCUCGAGUUUAAAGGAAAUCGAUUUAGUUUAGUUGAAUCUGGUAAAGAAAUGUUAGAGACAAUAAUGGAUGUCUCACUUCAUAGUAUUGGUUUUUUUCUUGCUUUUCGUAUGAUUGAAUCAAUUUGGUAUAAAAUAGCAGCCUUAUUACUUGCAUUUGGUUUACUUAAUCGACAAAUGCUUAGUUUGAAAUAUUUUUUUACUGAACCCAAAAUGAUGCCACCACAAUUACAACGAUUAUUUGCUACAAUAUCACCUAGUUCCGUAGCAGACUAA
Molecule: messenger RNA, 360 nt
Organism: Rotaria sordida
Lineage: Eukaryota; Metazoa; Rotifera; Eurotatoria; Philodinida; Philodinidae
Source: the annotation of a GenBank genome assembly